AUGCUUCGCUCCACCAUUCAACGCAGUUUCUUCCAUACCAGUGCUUCUCGUUUUAUCAAAGCUGGUGACCGUAUUCCCAGUGUGGUCGUUCAACGUGGUUCUCCUGCCGAUACUGUCAAUGUCGGUGAACUCUUUGGCAAUGCGAAGAAGGCCAUUCUCUUUGGUGUGCCCGGUGCAUUUACGCCUGGAUGCUCAAAGACCCAUUUGCCCGGUUACAUUAACGAGGCUGAAACCUUAAAAUCCAAGCACGGUGUUGACCUUGUUGCCUGUGUAUCUGUGAAUGAUGCUUUUGUCAUGAGCGCUUGGGGUGAGGCUUCUCAAAGCAAGGACAAGGUGGAAUUGCUUGCCGAUAGCAAAGGUGAACUUGCCAAGGCCAUGGAACUUGAUUUCGAUGCUACUGGUGCCUUGGGUGGUCCUCGUUUCCAACGCUUUGCUGCCAUUGUCGAAAAUGGUACUGUCAAGGAAUUGUUCGUGGAGCCAACCAAGACGGGUCUCGAUGUUAGUCUUGUUGAAAAUGUAAAGAAGCACUUGUAA
Molecule: messenger RNA, 534 nt
Organism: Lichtheimia ornata
Lineage: Eukaryota; Fungi; Mucoromycota; Mucoromycetes; Mucorales; Lichtheimiaceae
Exons: 1
Coding region: 1-534 (177 amino acids)
Biological process (GO): cellular response to oxidative stress; hydrogen peroxide catabolic process; cell redox homeostasis
Cellular component (GO): mitochondrion; cytoplasm; peroxisome
Molecular function (GO): thioredoxin peroxidase activity
Source: RefSeq, a predicted model, not a curated record